CGUUUCCAAGCUCAUGAUUCAUUUCUCACGUUCAGCCUUCCGUGAUACACAAUUCCUCCGAAACAGUAUCCUAUCAGGUUUUUCUUUGUCCAUUGAAAGAUAGUAUAAGAUGCCGCACACCACUCGAUCAACAGUGGACAGGUUAGACCGCCCUAGCGCGUAUUACAACAGCCGGAACAAGCGCCGGCGGAAUGAUCACGGUCGCGAUGGAAGGGAUGGAGACGCAGAUGGAGCCAAUGCCCAACCUGAAGAAGCACCAGAGGACCCCCUGAAGAACGCUACUACUCUCUACGUUGGCAACUUAUCUUUCUAUACAACAGAAGAACAGGUCUACGAGCUAUUCUCUAAAUGUGGUGAGAUCAAACGCCUGGUCAUGGGACUUGACCGAUUCAACAAGACUCCCUGCGGAUUUUGUUUCGUCGAGUACUAUACCCACCAAGACGCUCUCGACUGCCUGAAAUACAUCGGCGGUACCAAGCUUGACGAACGAAUUAUCCGCACGGACUUAGACCCCGGUUUCGAAGAGGGUCGUCAGUACGGCCGAGGCAAGUCUGGUGGUCAGGUGCGAGAUGAGUACCGCGACGAUUAUGAUGAAGGCAGAGGUGGUCUGGGUAGAGCCAUCCAGUCGGAGCGAGAACGCGACAAUCUGCGAAAUAGAGAACGAGAUCAUCAUACUGAAGAGGAUUACGGCCGCCUUCGAUAGUCUCGACAACAGGCCCUUGACUGAAAAGACGGUUCACUUGAUACCCUGUAUUAGAUAAAAUGACGAAUACACACGGUUAUGGAUAAAC
This is a messenger RNA of Annulohypoxylon truncatum, 791 nucleotides long. Its product is annotated as RNA-binding domain-containing protein. Gene Ontology annotation, biological process: mRNA cis splicing, via spliceosome. Gene Ontology annotation, molecular function: RNA cap binding. The record is from RefSeq and is a predicted model, not a curated record. The transcript is spliced from 3 exons. The coding region runs from base 110 to 703 and encodes 197 amino acids. Lineage: Eukaryota; Fungi; Ascomycota; Sordariomycetes; Xylariales; Hypoxylaceae. Gene Ontology annotation, cellular component: nuclear cap binding complex.